AUGCCACGCUACCUGGGAAUCGACUUCCUCGCGGAUGCAUUACGACAGCGCAAAAACAUGCUUUCCCAGAUGCUUCUCACAAUACCGAGCAAUUUGGAGUAUGUAGACACGUACACCCAUAAUGAAACAGCUAGUGAUAGGACACGACUUAUUCCUCGACUGAAGGGUAAAGAAGAGAUGUUUAAUAAUUCUUAUGAAGCUAUUUUAAGCGCUUCUUGGUUGUCAAGUAGACAACCCAUUGACUACCUGGCACAGAUCACAGAAAUCUCAGGCAACAUCCAGCGGCCUGUGGCCUACAGCUCAGAGAAGACUGGGAAAGACAUUGUCCCAAGCUCCAACCCAGACUCCCCUUUGGUAUCCUUUGAUAUGUGGUCUGAUCUUGAAGAGGAAAUCGUGGAUCAGGUCAUCAGCUCAUUAGCACCAGACAAAGAACAGUUUACACCAAUCGAUGAAAAGUCUGACGAUGACUCUAUGAAACUAGAAGAAGUGGAAUUCACAGACAACCUCUAUUCCAUUCGCCAGAAGAUUCCUGACAUUAACGUCCUAGCUUCAAGGUUGAAAACGAAACUUGUUCAAGACCCUCUUUUGUUGGACAGCCAUGGUAAUCCCUUGGAAGAGAAGAGCCUUUUGAGAUCGGAAAUUCAGGCGUCUUUCAGGGGAAAAAAUGCCGAAGGACUAGGACAGGAGGACAAGGAAAUGUUUUUAAAGAUAUAUUGCGGUGACAAUGUGAAUGAGAAUGAGGAUGAAAUCGAAGACGUUUUCAGUCCAGAAAUCACAUCAAAAGAUGCAUUCUGUGUGAAAGAGACGCUCAGAUUGCUUGAUCUACAUGAAAAGAACGAGCUUGUAGGGGAGAAACCUGAGCUGCUGUUACAGCAACCCACUCACACAGGUGUUGAAACUCUCACAGGUUCUGAGGAGAGCAGUGAAUUAAAGACAAAUGAUUUUGUGAAAUUAAAUGAAGGAGAUCAAACCAACGCUUGCGAUGUCUUGGAGGAUCAGCAGUUACUGGAAUCUCCAUCUCAUCUUCCAACUGUGGCGGAGAAUCACAGCAGCAAGAAGUUUAUUAGUAGUUUGCAACCUUUUAAAUUAUCUACUGAGAUAACUAGCCCGCCGCUGUCACCCAACAAGGUCAAGCAGUGUGUACAAAACAUAUGGGAAAAUGAAAAGUUUCUCUUCAGUGAACACUUAGCAAUGGUGCUUCCUGGUACGUAUGCUCAGAAAAUUUAUCAGGAGGAGAAAGGAUCAUUCGACGACUUUGAUACAGGAGGCAAUGAAGAAGUUGACCCUUUCACAAGAAUUAUUGGAUGGAAAGAUGAGGUACAAGAUGGAAGCUUGUCGCGAGACUUACAGCCGUUUUCAGGGGGAAAGCCGAAGGAACAACAAUCGGGUGAGGAUGGAGGAAAAACGCAGACAUUGGCUUCAAAACGCGAUAUCCAUGACACUUUGUCUACACUUUCGACUUCAUCAGAUACCACAACGAGAUUCAAUUCACGCUCGUCAAACACCAGCAAGUUUGUGACAGAAGUUAGAGAUACCUCCGGAGAGACAGACGAACGGGAACCAUAUUUCACGAAACGCACAAUAAUUCCGGCAUUAAGACAAUUUUCUGGUGGCAUUGAUGAUUUCUUUUUACUCAGGGAAGGUCAUAAGAAUUCCUCAAAGUCACCCAGUUCUGGCCAAUGUGCACCAACAAAAAAAGUCGUAAAGGCGGCGAAAGUGCGUCCUUCGGUGUUCACAACAGAGCAGACAGGAUUCAACUCUAGUGAAACGCAAGAUCCAACGGGCUAUGAGUGUCACAGCCAGCUACAUAGUAACUAUCACGUACGGCAGCGUGACAUACCUGUUGAACUGUCAGACGAUUUCCAAGAAAUUUUAGACGAGUUGAUCGGGCAUGUAAAGCCUCUUUUAUCUAAGCUUCAGAGAGCUGGGGUUGUGCCACAAACUAAGACGCUUUCGAACUUAAAUCCAGAGUAUACAAGAUUCGUUUUGAAGCAAACUCAAAUGUCCCUUAAUGAAGGAGAGCACAAAAGUGAUAUUUAUGGCAUGUCUAUAUGCCUGCAUGCGCUUGUCUCUUCUGUUGAUGUUCUUAUGCAUAGUGGUUUGGAAGCUGCAGUAGCCUUCUUCAGCUCAAUAAAUGAAAAGUACAGCAGUUUAAUAGGGGGAGCUCUGGAAUCAACGCGGAGAUACCUCUUCGAAACACGUUUCGCGUUUGAACAGCAGAAAAUAAUUCACCCAAAGCUUUCAAAGCUGCUAACCAUCGUAGCAAAGUGGAGUAAAGAUCAAGAAGCCUGCAGCGCAAACGCUGCUAUCAUCGUUUACACUUUCCACGAAAAGUUAACCAAAGAAAUUACAGAGACAUUGUCAGGUUUACACGGAGUUCAGACCAGGUUAUUUAACAAGGACACAGAAAUCGAUGCUUUGCAGGAAGAAAAUGGACAAAUGGUAAUCUAUGUUGUGAAUGGCUUAGCAGCAAGCGAGGAUUUUCCGUGGGCAAGUUUUGACUUUGUGCUGGACUACAACCUGAGUGGAACAGUAACAAGGGAGGAACUUUCUCGCAGCACAAGACUUAAAUCUCAUGUAAUCUUGAAAACGAUUUCAAAAGUUUCAAUGGGAAAUCAUUUAAGUGAGGCCGAAGACAUUAGUGACGCCAGCUUGUUAAGCGACCAAGAUCAGUACAUUUUCAUCGGCAGUGAAAAAUUUACACAUAAUAAAGAUCUCCUGCAUCUCCUUGAAACUUGCCACAAUGUCAUGAUCUAUGAAAGACGAAGAAGUAAGACAAAGUCUGAAGAUUCUCUGAACAAAGUGCUUCUACAGCCAGACGUGAUGAUUGACGAGAGAACCUGCAUUCAUCUCCAGCAUUUGUCUUCUCUAACAGAUGAGAACGAAUAUAAAGGAUUGAGAGAUGUGGUGCUGUCACUGUCCCUCAAAUGCCACAAGUGUCAUAUUAUCAUGUAUUCUAACAAACAGCCAGACCAUGCCUUUACAGGAGAAGUUCUUCGCCACUUAUCCCUUCUGUUUGCCAGCUGUGCACAUUUUCAAAAGAAUGAGUUUGAAGUGGAGAUCCUGUACUCCUUUACUAUGAAAGAAACUGCUCGUCUCAUCAGACAGAUAGGUGACAAAGCUAAGGCACAGUCUCCAGUGUGGAACAAGAUGGAAUGGCCAAAAAGGAAAUGGUUAACAAACGAAGCAAGUGCGCAUGAGGAGUUCCUGGUGUCACUUCCGUGUAUGAAUUCAUUCAGUGCACAAGUGAUGCUAACCGCUGCCCCACUAGCUGAGCUGUUGAAAAUGUCACCUGAGGAAUUGAAAGAAACCUGUCCUUGGAUUCCGCCGAAAACUCUCUCAGAAUUUUACAAGUCUGUGAACUGGUGUUCUGAGUUAGACCCUGAUAUGCCAGUCUUUUCAAUAGCGCAGCCGUCACUUCAAACUUCCUCACAAAGCUGCUUUGCUGUAGAACCGUCGCCACAUCAAAUGUCCUUGGCUGCCUCAGAGUCCAAUUCUUCCCCUGAUAGCAUGGUUGCUACAAGUGAUGCCUUGGUGGAAUCCACUGACUACAGGCUUAAUGAUCCACCGUCACUUUGGGUAAACAUUCAACAAACGCGAGAAACCACGAGAGACCCUGUGACUGAUAGGGUUUAUCAUACUUACCCUCAAGAUAAACCAGUAACUGAUGACUGGUCUGCUGGCGCCUUUGGAGAUCGCUUGAAUUCUUUUCUCGGCGUUUCUCAAAGAGACGAGGCUGAACAUCACUGCCCUCCGUUCCCAGAUAUUCCUGAUACACAUGAUAGCGAAUGGAGACCCUUGAUAGCGAGAAAUAUAUCUUCAAAGUCAUGGAAGGACAACGUUGAAUCAGAUUUGAGGCGAUGCAUCACAGAGAAAAAGGUACCGUACAUCAGGUAUGAUCACCAAGUAACGUCCAAUUAUCCAGUUAAGAGUCAUUAUUUUUCUGAAUUUCCCGGUUCCUGUCGAUCAAGACCCGAAGAAAUAAGCCAUUUAAGGGAUGACAAUGAAGACUACUUGACGCAUGACGAAGACAUCGACGUGACUGGUCGCUCAGCGAUGUCUUUAAACUUUCCAAUAGCAAGAGGAUCUACGACACACUCUUCGAGAGAACAGAAUGAUCACUUUGACUCGUCUUGGGACAGAAACGUCUGCAGUCGAAGGUACCAGAACCCCAGAGAUUACCGUACUCAUCAGAUACCGCAAGCACGUGUACUGGAUAAAGAUCAUUCAAGCAAACGCGUGAGGCAAGCUGUGCGAGUAUUAGACCUUGGAAACGAGGCUACCCGUGCUGUUCCAACUAAAGUGGGAAUAGCUCAACCACAAAGGAGAGUUUAUGGCUCAUCUGAUUAUCCUCAAGUGUCUGUACCGAGUACAUCAAGUCAAGCGCUAAGAGAAAAUACUGUCGCUAGUAAACACAAACGAGUUAGUCUUGGUAUUGAAAGAUCUACUAACUCUGCGUCAAAAUGUGCACAACAGGUAAGUAUUUCCUGUCACCUCUAUGGUGAUUUACACAGAGCUUGUUUUAAAGGUCGCUUUCCACUGAGUUGCUUAAAAAACAAAGCCGUUUUUUUUUUUCCGAAACGGGGGCGCGAUCUUUCCCCUAUUCACUCCACCAGUGCUUUUCUAACCUUAAUGGAAGGGGAAUCACUCGAGGAACAAGGGAAUCUAUACGUGGUAUUACCAGGGGCAUUAAAAGAUCUAGUUCAAAAUGAUGUGAAGAAUAACUUGUGUUUAUUGAAUCUAUUAGAUCCUGAUGAAUGGUCUUUCUUCCCUUCGUACCUGUCCUCAAAACGGCGUAAGCUGACCUACGAAAAGAUCCCUGGUGUAGAAAGUGGUCAAACUAAGCUUGUGUUCAAGUACGACAAGUAGUUUGGAUCAUUCUUC
Molecule: messenger RNA, 4884 nt
Organism: Pocillopora damicornis (cauliflower coral)
Lineage: Eukaryota; Metazoa; Cnidaria; Anthozoa; Scleractinia; Pocilloporidae
Biological process (GO): resolution of meiotic recombination intermediates
Cellular component (GO): condensed nuclear chromosome
Molecular function (GO): ATP hydrolysis activity; single-stranded DNA binding
Source: RefSeq, a predicted model, not a curated record